Molecule: messenger RNA, 729 nt
Organism: Phytophthora nicotianae INRA-310
Lineage: Eukaryota; Oomycota; Peronosporomycetes; Peronosporales; Peronosporaceae
Exons: 1
Coding region: 83-451 (122 amino acids)
Source: RefSeq, a predicted model, not a curated record
AUUAACUAGGUUAAUGAGGUUCGAUAGAUAAUUGCCCAAAACAGAACUGAUUAGCGACAGUAAAGGAACUGUAACACAGAGAAUGGGGUGCUGCUCGUCCAAGGCGCAGCUCUCGACCGUAUCGGAGACUACGCGGCCACAGCCACGUCCGCAGCAGCAGCCGAGAGGUGGGCAAACGCUUGGUGGAAGCCUGCAGAUCAAUGGGGUUGAACCGUCAGCUGCAGAGAAGCGAGCGCGGGCUGCCGAAGCAGCUGAAGCCCGUAUGGGAGACUGGCGUCAGGGCGGCCACGCAGACCCGGACAAGGCGCGCAGCAUCGCACAGCGCCGUGAAAAGGACGAUCUUCUGGCCAAGAUUUACAACAGAUACACCACAUUGGGGCGUGAACCGCCCAUCGGGCUGCCCUCGUGCGACCUGGAUCAACUGCGUCGCCACCUCGAGACGUUGCGCUGAUUGAGAGAGGACACGCACAUUUACCAGAAUAUUUUUGUUGAUUAAUGAAGAAGGCUGCGAUGCAGUCAAUACUUAACCAUUUAUAUGAAGGCGCACUAUCCAGUUGCAGCGGUCAUGGUGUUGCAAUGGUGAUGGCAUUAUCUGUCGUUACUGUACUAGUACGUUAACAUUACGCGUCGUAGGCUUAAGGCCAUCUCUCCUGGUCAAGGCCCGAUUUAAGAUAACCGAGGCGAUCACGUGUGGUGCAAAAGAGACUCUAUACGUCCUUGCUCCCCCAU